Messenger RNA from Ipomoea triloba (trilobed morning glory), 561 nucleotides. RefSeq names its product secreted RxLR effector protein 161-like. The record is from RefSeq and is a predicted model, not a curated record. The transcript is spliced from 2 exons. NCBI's taxonomy places the organism in Eukaryota, Viridiplantae, Streptophyta, Magnoliopsida, Solanales, Convolvulaceae. Bases 1 to 561 code for a protein of 186 amino acids.
AUGGGAAACUCUGCUCAGCCCGUUGUGGAAGGCGUGGACAAAGUGAUUCCGAAGAUGACUUCCAGGAAAGAACUAACAUUGAAUAACGUGUUGUAUGUUUUGGACUUGAGGAAGAAUAUGGUGUAUGGCUUAUUGCUGAACAAGCAUGGCUUCAAGAUGGUCUUCGAUUUGAUGCAUCUUAUGAGUUGUAUUAGGCCUGAUAUUGCCUUUGCUGUAAGAAAACGCAGUAGAUAUACGAGUAACCCCAGUGAGAUUCACUUGAAGGCAAUAGUAAGGGUUAUGAGAUACUUAAGGUAUACUCGUGACCUUGGACUGCACUAUGCGAGAUAUUCUGUUGUACAUGAAGAGUAUAGCGACGCUAGCUCGAUAUCGGAUAUAAAGGAUUCUAAAUUCAUGAGUGGUUAUGUGUUUACACUAGCCGGUGCAGCCGUUGCGUGGAAGUCUUCCAAGCAAACAGUAAUAGCCAGGUCCACGAUGGAAUAUGAAAUGAUUGCCUUGGACAAGUGCUAUGAAGAGUCUGAAUGGCUACGCCAUUUUUUGGAUGAUAUUCAUAAUUGGUAA